This is a messenger RNA of Sinocyclocheilus anshuiensis, 2967 nucleotides long. Its product is annotated as constitutive coactivator of PPAR-gamma-like protein 1. The record is from RefSeq and is a predicted model, not a curated record. Bases 361 to 2967 code for a protein of 868 amino acids. NCBI's taxonomy places the organism in Eukaryota, Metazoa, Chordata, Actinopteri, Cypriniformes, Cyprinidae. The transcript is spliced from 14 exons. Gene Ontology annotation, cellular component: nucleus.
CACUGAACUCCAGACUCCUCCUCCGGUGUGACUGUACGUGCCCUGCGUCUUUGCGCUCCUCUCUUUCCCCUACACACCAGAUACAUCCAGACCACAGACAUGGCUCCGUAAGGGUGCACAUGGCGGCUUGCAGCCAUGAACCAAAAAACAACUCACCAAAAACUACAGAUGCUUCUCCGAUUUGACUGAUUUUCGAUUGAUCAACUUCCACAUCCGCCGCAAUAUUCUUCAGUCCGGUUUUCAGCAUUCGGGAGAGGCUGCUUGCUUGCAACUCUCACUCUGUCUCCAUUUCCUCCAGACAAUUUUACGUUCUUGCUCAACCCGAAAUAACAGUAGAUAUCAUAUUGUACAACAACAGUUAUGGGUGUGCAGGGUUUCCAGGAAUACAUAGAGAAGCACUGCCCCAAUGCCGUGGUGCCGGUGGAGCUCCAGAAACUCGCCUGCGGGAGUCUGGUCGGCGGCGGCCGGCAGAGACCCCCUCAAACUCCGCUCCGGCUUCUAGUGGACGCCGAGAACUGCCUGCACCGGCUCUACGGCGGCUUCUACACCGACUGGGUGAGCGGGGGCCAGUGGAACCACAUGCUCGGAUACCUCGCCGCCCUCGCCAAAGCCUGUUUCAACGGCAACAUCGAGCUGCUAGUGUGCUUCAAUGGCGCCCUGGAGAAAGGCCGUCUCCACGAGUGGGUCAAGCGACAGGUGAACGAGAGGCAGACCGCCCAGCAGAUCGUCAGCCACGUCCAGAACAAGGGUACCCCGCCGCCCAAGGUCUGGUUCCUGCCCCCGGUGUGUAUGGCCCACUGCAUCCGCCUGGCGCUCCUCAGGUUCCACAUCGGGGUUGUCCAGACCAUCGAGGAUCAUCACCAGGAAGUGAUUGCCUUAUUUAGAGAAAAUGGGUUCCAUGGCCUGGUUGCCUAUGAUUCUGAUUACGCCCUGUGCAACAUCCCGUACUACUUCAGUGCCCAUGCUCUCAAACUCAGCCGCAACGGCAAAAGCCUCACCACCAGCCAAUACCUGAUGCACGAAGUUGCCAAGCAACUUAAUCUCAAUCCAAAUCGUUUUGUCAUUUUUGCUUCACUUUUAGGGAAUCACAUACUGCCUGAUGAAGACUUGGCUGCCUUUCACUGGAGUUUACUUGGGCCUGAGCACCCUUUAGCAUCCUUGAAGGUCCGUGCCCACCAACUCGUUCUUCCUCCAUGUGAUGUUGUCAUAAGAGCCGUGGCAGAUUAUGUCCGCAACCUACAAGAUGUCCAUGACCUGGAUGCUAUUGCUAAAGACAUAUUCAAGCACUCCCAGUCUCGAACUGAUGACAAAGUUGUCCGUUUCAAAAAAGCAGUGGAGUAUUACGUCACCGCCAGCAAGCCCCCUCACUUUCCCCCUUAUUUAGUCAGACCAAAUCAGAUGGGAUUGCCAGCAGCACCGCAGAUGCUUAACAUUCCAGGCAAACCUGGGGUCCAGCAUGGCUAUUCCGGCCCUCCGUUGGCCGAGCCUGUCCAUGAGGCGGACCCGUCAGCUAAAGGGCUCCUAGAACAGAACAGCUACAGCAACAUUCCUAAUGACGGGAAGCAGCACAUGCCGCUCUACGAGAGGUUGUCCCCCAUCAACCAAGCUCACGGCGGCCACUCCAACCACACAGACCCAGCCUUCUUCAUCACCUCGUCCACAUCCUCGUCCUCCGAGAAUGAAGAAAACACAGGCUCCACUGCCAACCACGUAAGUGACCAUAAGGGAUGGGACAAACAGAGAAACCAGAUGGACAACAUCCCAGAAGGAGACCAUGGGGACCAAAAUAAAUCUGAUCCUUCUGUGACCUCCCCUGUAAACCAAGGCCCAGAGGGGAAAGGUCGCGUAGGGGUCAAUGCCCAAAUUCCAUCCCUCCUUUCUAUGCCAACAAGAAAUCACAUGGAUAUUACCACUCCCCCUUUACCAGUGGUGGCACCAGAGGUGCUACGAGUCGCUGAGCACAGACACAAAAAGGGCCUCAUGUACCCAUAUAUUUACCAUGUGCUUACCAAGGGUGAGAUUAAGUUAUCUGUCACCAUAGAGGAUGAAGCUAACAAAGACCUGCCCUCUGCGGUGCAGCUGUACCGACCAGUACGUCAAUAUGUUUACGGGGUGCUCUUCAGCCUGGCCGAGGCCAAAAAGAAGGCAGAGAGACUCGCCAUGUGGAGAAAUCACUUCCCCGAUUAUCCAACAGUGAUUAUAAAAGAAUGGGCUGCUUACAAAGGCAAAUCUCCACACACCCCUGAACUGGUGGAAGCUCUUCCCUUCCGGGAGUGGACCUGCCCAAACCUGAAGAAACUCUGGCUGGGCAAGGCAGUGGAGGACAAGAACCGGAGGAUGAGGGCUUUCUUGGCCUGCAUGAGGUCGGACACUCCAGCUAUGCUGAACCCUGCCAAUGUCCCCACACCUCUUAUAGUGCUGUGUUGCGUGCUACGGUUUAUGUUACAAUGGCCAGGAGUAAGAAUUUUGCGUCGUAAUGAACUUGACGCUUUCCUAGCUCAAGCACUUUCUCCUAAACUUUAUGAGCCUUACCAGCUGCAGGACCUGAAGAUUGAUAACCUGGAUCCACGCGGCGUUCAGCUGGCUGCUCUUUUUAUGAGCGGCGUGGAUAUGGCGCUGUUUGCCAAUGACGUGUGUGGGCAGCCCAUUCCCUGGGAACACUGCUGUCCGUGGAUGUAUUUUGACGGCAAGCUGCUACAGAGUAAACUCAUCCGGGCCAGCAGGGACAAGGCCCCACUUAUUGACCUCUGCGAUGGUCAGACUGAACUAGUUUCCAAGGUGGAGAAGAUGCGUCAGAGUAUCCUGGAAGGUCUGAACUUCUCUCGGCCACCCCAGCCGAUCGUAUUCCCCCCUCCACCUCCACACGCAAUGCCUUUCUACCCCCCCAACAGCACCUUCUACCCUCCACCUCCUCUGCCCCCACUGCAGGGUAGAAGCAGGGGCAUGCCUGGUAAGAAUGAUUGUUAG